Messenger RNA from Phasianus colchicus (ring-necked pheasant), 1183 nucleotides. NCBI's taxonomy places the organism in Eukaryota, Metazoa, Chordata, Aves, Galliformes, Phasianidae. The record is from RefSeq and is a predicted model, not a curated record.
AGCCGGGGCCGGGCGGAGGUGAGGGGGGAGUGGGCGCUCGGCCCCCGCCCUCUCCGCUCCCCCCCGGCGCCGUUCCCGGUCCUCCCCCCCCCGCCCGCCCAUGGCUGUGGGCUCCGCGGCCGCAUGGAGCUGAGGGGCCACAUCCUGCCGCCGGGCACCCACAGCCCCGCAGGGCCCCCCCCGGGGCGGCUGCAAGAGCUGCGGGAGCGGCAGCGGGGGCUGCGCCAGGCGCUGGGGCUGCGGCUGCGGGAGCUGCGGAGGCUUUGCCUGCAGGAGGCCGAGCUGACAGGGAAGCUGCCCCCCGAGUAUCCCUUGGAACCUGGAGAAAGACCCCAGCCCCCCCCGCGGCGCCGGUCUGCAGCCCCCCCGCGAGGACCCCUCACCGAGGCGGCUCGGGCGGCACGGCGGGAGGUGGCGGUGCAGCUGCAGGUGGUGGAAGCUGCUCGGCGUCUGGCAUCCGCCCCGGGGCUGCCCCCGGAACAGCGACGGCGUCGGCAGCGACUGCAGGCCGAGGCGGCCCAAAGGCUGCGACAGCUCCGGGCACAGCUGGAUGAGAACGGGUCCCUCUGUGAGCUGCCUGGAUUGGAGAACGGUUUCCCCCCCCCGAAACCCCCCCUGAGUGGGGCUGGACGCCCCUCACCCCCCAGGGCUCCAUCUGGCAGCCCUGAUCGCAGACCCCUUUGGGCCUCAGACCCCUCCCCGGGGGGGCCCAGCCGCCGCAACUCGCUUGCCAGCCCCGCCAGCCCCGCCCGGACUCUGCCCCGCAGCGCCUCCAGUUUUGAGGGUCGCAGUGUUCCUGCCACCCCUGUGCUGGCACGCAGCCCCCAUGGGCCCCCCUUGUGCCGGUGAGUGUUUGGGGAGGGGGGGGCACAAGUGGGUGCUGGAGGAGGGUGACAGGCAGGCAAGGGAGGCAGUAAUGGAAUGCAAGGUGCAAUGAGGGGGGGGUUAAGGAGGCACUGAGGGUGUUUUGGGUGCUUGGGGGGGUUAUUCUAGGGGACAGCCGGGGGGCGACAAGGGGGUGUGGUGGGAUUAUAAGAGGUUGUGGGGGGGUUAUAGGGAGUGUUAAAAGACAUUGGGGGUGAACGGAGGCAGUGGGGUUGGGAUAAUGAGAGGCACGGGGGUGAUAAUAGGGGCUGACAGGGGGUGUCUGGGGGGGUGGGGGGGCAGUUAAGUGGGAGCAUGG